Molecule: messenger RNA, 939 nt
Organism: Clonostachys rhizophaga
Lineage: Eukaryota; Fungi; Ascomycota; Sordariomycetes; Hypocreales; Bionectriaceae
Source: the annotation of a GenBank genome assembly
AUGCGUUCCGCUGCUUUCACCCUCUUCGCCGCUGGCGCUGCUGCCCAGUUCACUCUCCCUCCUCUGGCCAACUUCGCCGCCGUGAACGCUGACUCUUGCGACACUGUCGCUCCCGUCAUCACCAGCUGCUACUCCAAGUUUGGUGGUUCCAAUGGCAUGUUGACUGCCGACCCCAACGCCAUCAUUGGAUGCGCAUGCUGCACUGCCGGUUCUAACCUGGCCCCUGCCUACUCUGGCUGCUCCUCCGAGCUCAGGCCCAGCUCCAGCUCUGCUGCCGGUGUCUACGGAAGUCUCUACUCCAUCUGCCAGCUCGGCGCAACCUGCGGCGGUUCGACUGCUACCGCUACCAGGUCUGGUUCCAGCUCCAGGUCAAGUGGCAGCGCCAGUGCCAGUGCCAGCGGCAGCUCGCGAACUAUCACCUCUGCCCCCUCCACCAGGACCAGUGCCAGCAGCAGCCCCAAUGCCUCCGGUAACUCCCAGGCUUGCUACGAUAUGCUGGACAUGUACUCCCAGUGUGUCUCUUCGACCAGGGGCUUCUCCGACUUGCCCUUCCAGUCCCAGGCUCCUUGCUACUGCUGCUCAACUGCUCGUAACACUGUUACCUGGCACGACGACCUCGACAACUACGCUGCCACUUGCGCUCAGUGGGCCUCCAGUGUUGAAACCUCUGUCUAUAGUGUUGCCAGCCGAUUCGCCAGCUUUUGCCACCAGUUCUCCGAUGCUUGCGACAGCGCUGCCACUUCCACAAGCAGCAGCAGCUCUAGCCGCAGCACUUCCGGUGCCAGCAGUGGCGGCUCUGUCACGGGUGCUGGCCAGACCACUGCUACCCAGACUGGUGCUGCUGCCACCACCACAACCCAGGGCGGUGAUGCCACUCAGACCCGCGCCGGUGCUUUCGCUGGUAUUGUCGCUCUCUCCGCUCUUUUCCUCGUUCUGUAA